Messenger RNA from Sporothrix brasiliensis 5110, 1002 nucleotides. RefSeq lists its product as uncharacterized. Bases 1 to 1002 code for a protein of 333 amino acids. The transcript is spliced from 2 exons. NCBI's taxonomy places the organism in Eukaryota, Fungi, Ascomycota, Sordariomycetes, Ophiostomatales, Ophiostomataceae. The record is from RefSeq and is a predicted model, not a curated record.
AUGAAGUUCAGUAUCGUUACCGCCGCAGUAUCCCUGUCGGCGCCCAUCGUCCACGCAGUGGCUGUGCCCGCGGUGCCUGCUCUCGACAACACGUCACCUGCACUCGCCGUGCGCUUCCAUUCUUCUGCGUCUUCAUCCUCUAACGAUGCAAAGCGCGACAUUGGCGACGCAUUCGACGAGAAGCUGUUCCGGCGCAAGGGCGGCGGCGGCGGCGGCGGCCGUGGUGGUGGCGGCGGCGGCUCUUCUGGUGGUGGUUCUUCGUCGGGCGGUGGCUCUUCAUCGGGCGGUGGCUCUUCAUCAGGCGGUGGUUCUUCGUCUGGUGGUGGCUCGUCGUCUGGCGGUGGCUCGUCUGGUGGCAGAGGUGGCUCAUCUGGUGGCUCCGGCAGCUCCGGCAGCUCCGGCAGCACCGGCAAGGGUGCCGGCUCUACGUCGUCUAACACCGGCGGCCGCACUACAACCGGCAGUGGUGUCGCCCCGGCCUAUGGCGGUGGCCAGUACUACGGCGGUGGCGCCGCUGUGCCCUACCGCUCCGGCCAGCGCUCGCCCUCGGGUGUCGCUCCUUUCGCCGUUGGCGCGUUUGCUGGCGUUGGCCUGGCCGGCCUUGCCUUCUGGCCCGGUCUUUGGUACCACCCUAUCUACUACUACCCCUACAGCCACCCCUACACAUACUACAACGAGUCGUCCGCCAAGAACGAGACCCGCAACGUUGGCUGCGGCUGCGAUCAGACGGUCGAGUGCGCCUGCGACGAUAACACCAACGCCACCUACAUGAACGACCUCAUCGGCAACGGCUCGACUGCCGCUCUCGCCGCAAACCAGGUGAGCGUCGCUGACGUCAAUGGCACCAGCACCAUACUCAUCAACGGCACCCUGGAAAACGGCACCACGGCCGGCGGCGGCACCGACAGCCCGAACGCAGGCAGCGGCAUGCAGACUCUGCUGCAGCACGCAGGCUACUGGCCGGCCGUUGUCACAGUUGUCGCCAUUGUGUUUGCCCUGUAA